This is a messenger RNA of Psammomys obesus (fat sand rat), 1128 nucleotides long. Its product is annotated as adenylate kinase 4, mitochondrial-like. Gene Ontology annotation, cellular component: cytoplasm. The transcript is spliced from 3 exons. Gene Ontology annotation, molecular function: AMP kinase activity; ATP binding; nucleoside diphosphate kinase activity. Bases 1 to 1128 code for a protein of 375 amino acids. Gene Ontology annotation, biological process: nucleobase-containing compound metabolic process. The record is from RefSeq and is a predicted model, not a curated record. NCBI's taxonomy places the organism in Eukaryota, Metazoa, Chordata, Mammalia, Rodentia, Muridae.
AUGAGUGAAGUGUACAGUUAUGGAAUUAGGAGAGAAAGGGACAGCCUACAUCCUCAAAGAAGCAGGAAAUUCUGCGGUCUCAACCCAAGAAGAACAGGUGGAGGACUCUCAGCUCAGCUACGCAGUCACCCUCUCUAUGCAGCUGCCGAGUGUACCAACACAAGGACCAAGGAAAAGCUUUCUCCUUUUUGCAGCUGGCUCAGCCAGCAGCUAAGUAGUGAAUGUCAGUAUCUGGUGCUAAAACCAGAGCAUGGUAAUUCAGGGAGGCUGCAGAAGCAGGGGCCGCUGGGCAAAGUGCGCGGGCUGCCUUCUGGGCCACCCUCUCGCCGCCAAAGCCACGGCUUCCAAACUCCUGCGCGCGGUCAUCCUCGGGUAUGGCAGAGGAUCGCUCAGAACUUUGGCCUCCAGCGUCUCUCCAGUGGCCACUUCUUGCGUGAGAAUCUCAACGCCAGCACGGAAGUUGGUCACGACGCAAAGCGGUGCCUAGAAAAAGGUCUUCUGGGUCCAGAUCACGUGAUCACACCUCUGAUGAUGUCAGAACUGGAGACCCGGAGUGCCCAGCACUGGCUGUUAGAUGGGUUCCCGAGGACAUUAGUGCAAGGAGAAGCCCUGGACAGAAUCUGUGAUGUGGACCUAGUGAUCAGUUUGAAAAUCCCUUUCGAGACACUUGAAGAUCAUCCGAGCCAACGGUGGAUUCACCCUUCCAGCGGGAGGGUCUACAACCUGGACUUCAGCCCGCCUCAAGUGCUGGGGAUCGACGACAUCACUGGCGAGGCACUUGUCCAACAGGAGGAUGACAGACCUGAAGCCAUUGCUGCCAGGCCACAACGGUACAAGGAUGCAGCAGAACUGGUCAUCGAGCUGUACAAGAGCCGUGGAGUCCUCCACCAGUUUUCUGGGUCAGAGACUAACAGAAUCUGGCCUCAUGUUUACUCACUUUUCUCGAACAAGAUUGCACCCAUUCAAUCCAAAGAAGCACACCGAGCCUGCCAUUGGAAGAGCCAAGGAGGCGUCAUCGGUCACUCAGCCGUGCGUGGCCUCUUGGUUCCCUGGCCAAAUGAGGAGCUAGCUGAGAUAGCUUGCAGCGUCUUUUCUAGUUUAUGUGAUGAAGUGAUGAGGAAAAUCUAG